Molecule: messenger RNA, 8427 nt
Organism: Cololabis saira (Pacific saury)
Lineage: Eukaryota; Metazoa; Chordata; Actinopteri; Beloniformes; Belonidae
Gene: znf827
Product: zinc finger protein 827
Exons: 14
Coding region: 328-4869 (1513 amino acids)
Biological process (GO): regulation of transcription by RNA polymerase II
Cellular component (GO): chromosome
Molecular function (GO): chromatin insulator sequence binding
Source: RefSeq, a predicted model, not a curated record
GCGCGCCUGCUCCGCCGCGGCUGGCCUUUGAUCCCUGCAUUAGUGUUAGUUAGGGGGCUCGCACACACACUUGCACCGAGAGCAGCAGCCACAGUCAAGACACGGCAACAACAACAGAGCAGCGGCGCCUCCUCCAGCAGCCCGUGUUCCCGUUCACCCCCACCUCCUCUCCAACAAUACACUUUAAACCGAGCAAAGCCAGGUGCACGACCGCGGCCCCCCCCGCCCCCCUCUGCCAUCACCGGUCUCCGGUCUCAAUGGGAAAGACCUUUUUUCCUUCUUAUCCCUAAACGAGGACGAGAAUGUGAUUAAAAAACGAGGGGGAAAAUGCCAAGGAGGAAGCAGGAGCAGCCCAAGCGCCUGCCUUCACAUGUGGACGGCAAUGAUGAUGGGGGGCCCAAUGGUGGCGCUGUGGAAGAGGAGGGCUGGUUUGGGAAUGCCUCAGACACACGCUCAGAGUCUUCAUCUUUUGGAGACACCCAGGAUGAGGUCCUCCUGCAUAGGGGCUCAUCUCCAGACGAGCAACCUGGAAUCAGCAUCGGGUCUGGGGACAUCGAUACCUGUGGAGCAGAGAGCUCACUGGGUUGCCCCACAUCCGUCCAUCGUGCCUCUUUGGAACUUCUUGGCCUGGAUGGAGGUGCAUUCUCGGCCCAGGACACUCUCUCCUCUGUGGUAUCAUCACUGUAUGGUGAGGCGGCAUCUCGAGCCCUGGGAAAACCCCUAAGCAGCAACUUGCGGCGCCUCCUAGAGGCUGGGUCGCUUAAACUUGACACUGGGGAGGUUCUGGGUCGGUCAUCAAGGGGAAGUGCUGGAGGAGAGUCGCCUCCAAUUGCUCUCGCCCCACCUUUGACCCUCUCUCCAUCUUCCCACCAUGCCCAACAAUUAAGUGCUCUUGCCCGAAAACUGGCCAAUAACAAUAACAGUGGCUCUGCCUCGCCUGCCUCCUUGGCACCCUCCAUCACCAACAUUAAGCAAGAGCCCCUUGACUCUUUUAAUUCUGUUACUCCAAGCAAUGGCAGUGGCUUUGUCUGGGCAGGCGUGGCAGAUAAGUGGCCCCCUGGCACCUGCUCUACGCCCUGUAGCUCCAGCUUGUCCCCAGAUUCCGCCAUCCAGAAGUUGAAGGCAGCCGCCAACGCUGUACUUCAAGACAAGAACGCUGUGGCUUCCUCUUCAACAACAUCUUCCUCCACCUCCAACUCUGCCUCAUCUGCAGUGCCCACCCUGGGCGGGGGCGGCCGAGGAGACGAUGUGGUACGUUUCGAUGCCUUCAACUCUCCGUUCAGCCCGCAGUCAGCUAGCUCUACGCUCGCUGCACUUUCCAAGAAAGUCAGCGAGAGGAGCCAAGCCUCGUCAACAGCCAGUGCUGCUUCUGACCACCAAGGCUCGGCAAGUUCCUUUCUUUCUCUCGUGUCAAUGACCUCUUCUGCUGCCUUGCUCAAAGAGGUGGCAGCCAGGGCAGCAGGAAACCUGCUGGCAGAGAAGAAGGACGUUUCCCCUUUGGCGCCUGCAGGGGUCCUCCAAGAGGAUGCAAAGCCCCUAUUGGACAUGAACCAGAAAGCACCCACUCCCUCAACGCCCACUCAGAGCCUGGAGUUGUUGCUGCCCUCUACUCCAAAAGGCAGAGGCAAGCCAAACAACCAAGCAGGUUCUCCUGAGGAUGGUGGGAAGCCAUUCCAGUGUCCUGUGUGCGGACUGGUCAUCAAACGCAAGAGCUACUGGAAGAGACAUAUGGUCAUUCACACAGGCUUGAAAAGCCAUCAGUGUCCACUGUGUCCCUUCCGAUGUGCACGUAAAGACAAUCUCAAGUCCCACAUGAAGGUACAUCAGCACCAGGACCGCGGUGAGACGUUUCAGUGUGAACUUUGUCCCUUUACCUCCUCCCGACACUUCAGUCUGAAGCUUCACAUGCGGUGCCACCAGCACUUCCCCCGCACAGACGUCAAGGUGAAAGAGGAACUCACCACCGACACAGAGGGCGAGGGCUCCCUGUUGGGUGACACCGGUUCGACAGAGCUGAGAGCGACAGAAGUGUCUCCGCUGAACUCAGACGCCCAGCAGCAGACGUCCCCUCCAGUUGAGGCUUCCGCCAAUCAUGUGCACAUCAAGGAGGAGCCCCAGGAGAGAGACUUGUCCGUGCUCUCCCCCUUUAACAUCUGCAGGGAUCGUCCCAGCAGCAGCGCCAACUCCCUGGACCUACCUGGAGUUGGGGUUGGGGUGAGAUCGAGUCCUAGUGGUCCAACCACGGCCUCCCUAUUCAGCCCCGACAUCACUACCAAAACGGCCACUGACCUGCUUAUGAAGCUAUCAGCGGCCAACCAGAGGGAAACACUCCAGUCUCCUUUCCACCUCAAGGAAGAACCCAAAGUGGAGGAGGCGCUGAGCCCCAGACCAUCGUCACAGUCCCAGAGCCACGUUCAGCCAAGCUUCCCUGCGUCUUUCUGCCAGGAUGGGCUACCAGGGUCUGCGGCAUCCACGGAGCGGCCGGGGUCACUGAAAGCCAGGGAAGGAAGCCCCAUUGCUAAGAACAGUUUGCUUAACCAGGAUAUCAACAUUAAAGUAGCUUCUGAGCUGCUCAUUAAGCUUUCAGAAAACAACAAAGAUGCCCAGUACCAGAAGGUGAAAGUGAAGGCAGAGCCCAUGGAGGUGGAUCCGCCCCCCGCAGAGCUCACCCCACCUGCCUCUCACCUACUGGCCUUCAGCACUUUAGGGGCGAGCGAGAAGAGUGAGCCGAUGAGCAACCUCUCCGAGACAUUGGGCUGUCCCCAGAAAGAUCUCUUCUCUCAAGACAUAUCGGUCAAAAUGGCGUCUGAACUGUUGUUCAAAUUGUCAGAAAAAGUCAGCAAAGCCAACAACCACAAAGACAACAUGGUGGGAAUAAACAGUCCGUUCCUGGACGAGUGCUUCAGACAAUCACCCUUUAACUCACGCUCCAAGAGCUCUUCUCCCGCGGAGGCAAGCUCCUCUACCAGGGUAGCAUUCCACGACUCAGAGAAGGACGACGGAGAGCCGGGAAACGGGAUCGCUCAGUGGAGACUACACGAGCAGCUCUUCCCCUGUCCCAUCUGCGGCAAGGUGUUCGGCAGACAGCAGACCCUUUCUAGACAUCUGUCUCUACACACAGAGGAGAGGAAGUACAAGUGUCACCUGUGUCCUUACGCAGCCAAGUGCAGGGCUAACCUCAAUCAGCACCUGACCAUCCACUCUGUCAAGCUGGUCAACACCGAUGCCGAGCAAAUCGUCGGCGCUGUUACAGCCGACUCCACCGAGCGCAAGAAUUGCCCUUACUAUUACAGCUGUCAUGUGUGUGGUUUCCAGACAGAGCUGAAUGCCCAGUUUGUCAGCCACAUGUCGCUCCAUGUGGACAAGGAGCAGUGGAUGUUCUCACUCUGCUGCAGCGUCUGUGACUACGUCUGCAUGGAGGAAAGCGACAUGAAGAGCCACAUCAGUACCGGACAUGCAGGUCUGAACUCAAGGAGCCCCCUCAGCGAGACCAAGAGCACCUCAUCGUCCCUCUCAGCUCUCAGCGAUUCACUCAACAGCUCUGAGAGCGGAGACCUCAGCCAUGGAAACGAAGAACUCAAGAGUCUGCUGGCCCCACCCUCCUCUGCAGGCAGCCAGGCCAGCUCUGGCAGUCACUCGGGAUCAGGAACCGAGGAGAAGUCCGACAAAGGUUUCGAGUGCGUCUUCUGUAAUUUUGUGUGCAAGACGCGCAGCAUGUACGAACGGCACCUCCAGAUCCAUCUCAUCACGCGAAUGUUCGAGUGCGACGUUUGCCACAAGUUUCUGAAGACACCCGAGCAGCUGCUGGAGCACAAGAAGUGCCACACCGUCCCCUCCGGAGGGCUCAAGUGCCCUUUUUGCAUCUACUCCACCAAUCGUCCAGCGGCCAUGGAGUGCCACCUGAAGACGCACUGUAAGAUGGAGUACCGCUGCCGCAUCUGCCAGGGACUGUGGCCCGACCAGACCUCACUGGAGGCCCACAUGCGGGGGCACCGCCUGGGAAACCACUACAAGUGUGAGCAGUGUGGCUACCUGUCCAAAACGGCCAAUAAGCUGAUCGAGCAUGUGCGUGUGCACACGGGCGAGCGGCCCUUCCACUGCGACCGCUGCUCUUAUAGCUGCAAGCGCAAGGACAACCUCAACCUGCACAAGAAGUUGAAGCACGCGCCGCGCCAGAUUUUCGGCUGCCAAGAGUGCCCUUUCACCACCACACACCCCCUCGUUUUCAGUCGCCACCUCAAGAAACACCAGAGCGGAGAAACGGGGGAAUCGGACGGAGGCUUGGGAGGAGGACGAGGAGGAGGGGAGGAGGAGGAGGCAGAGGGGGAGGAGCUGCCACUAGAGGGCACGUCACCGGGGCGUUCGUUGUUUCAGAGGAGCCAGGAGAACUUCCUGUUCGGUGGAAGAGGCAGCAGCGGAGGGAGUGGGAGUAACAGCCCCCUCAUGAGUCUGACGGCGUCUCAGGCGCUCCAGUCCGUCGCUCUGUCGCUCACGCUGGGCAAGUCCCAGAAGCUGGACCCCGGCAGCCCCCGGCACAGCCUGGCCGGCACCAACGGCGGCGACGCCGGCGCCAACCGCGGCGGCGUGAGCAGCGGCAGCCCCUCCCUCUUCACCUCCUCCUCCCGCCACAUGUUCGAUCAGUACAGGAACUGCGACCGAGCCCACCUGAUCCCCCUCACCACCCUGUUCACCCACAACAGCCGCUUCACAUUCCACUCGCACCUCCACUCCAGAUGCCGGCCGGCCACGUCGCCUCUGCUCUCCUCUUCCAAGUCGGCAUCCCCCUCCUUCUCUCCCCCCUCGCCGUUCUCCCACAAACACUCCUUCCUGGCCUACCUGGGACUGAUGGAGAGGGCCAAAACUGUCUGACCUCGCUGACCCCCCUCCCGCACCCCCUCCCCCCUCAGCCCUUCACUCCUGGGACAGUGGUGUGAGUGACACCUGACCGCUGCAGUGGGAGCAAUGUUGUUUUUUUCCAAUCAGACCAGCAGAAUAAGCUGGACCAGACAAACAUAUUAAAGAAAAUGGAAAAAAAUAAACAAAAACAAAACAAACAUUUAUAAGAGAAAAACGCUGUACAUGCUAUAACGCAUUUAUAUCAAGAAGCUGCUUUUCUUAUCAGUUCUAUCGAUUGAAUUAUUACUACUUCAAAUACUACACUCUAUUAUUUUGUUUUGUUUUGUUUUUUUUAAGCAUCUGAAUGACCCGGACCCAGUGGCUUUAUCUGACGAACCUGACGUAUCUCAGUUUUAUAGCUAUUUUCUGUAGUCGUUUGACGAGAUAAAAAGUUGAAAAACAAACCUUGCAAGUGCUAUAUUUUAGUGCAUUUUUGUCCCUCGCUAUUAUGCAUCAAGAAAAGCAUGCCUGUUUCUGUGUUUCAGCUAGCUUUGACGUCAUUAGGAAGCUGAAUUCGAGAUAUCCUGAAGUGUAAGCGGUGCAAUGUGGACAGAAUCAAAGAAACAGAAUCCUUUUCGCCGAAAAAGGUCACGUUUCCAAAACAAAGCCUCAGACCACGCACUUAAUUAUUUAUCAAACUUGUACAUAGUUUUAUAGCCCCUUGUCCCCCCUCGCAUCUUUUUUUUUUUUUUUUUCUUAUUUUUGUUGUAUUUUUGUAUAAUGGUGAAACCGUGUUGUGCGUUGCUGCUGACUGAUCUCACUUCUGUCUCAGAAUCAGUCAUUUUCAUAAAUUGUUGGAUUAUUGUAAUAGUUUUUAUGCUCAGAAACUAAGCUGUGAUGAUGUAAAGAUGGAAAAUAUUCAAUUUUACCUAUCAUGAGGAAACAUACAUUUAUUAUAAAAUAAUUUCAAUAUAAAUGCAAAGUCUUGUCAAUGCAUUUGCACGUACCGGUGAAUAAGCAGUAAUAUCUUACAGACAAGGAGUUCCCAGCCUUUUUUUUUUUUUUUCUUCUUCCCCAGCCGACUGCUUUUAUGCUGACAGCUCUCUUGCGAUGUGUUGUCAGUAUGACGCCAGCAUUCAGUGUGAGCUGUUAAGCAUAUGAGUGCAGAUGAGCAUUACCAAAGCUAUUUCUUUUACUGAAUCUGUGGGAGCCCUGAACUUGUGUCCCAGCAAGUAGACGGCCCCCAUCAAGGCAUAAACAGUGAAGGGCAUGUUCAGGAACAAGUCCAGUCCAGCUCAGACUCCCAGCUAAGGUUUGAAGUGAUUGAAGGUGCAGCUACGUGGACUGUCGUCAUAGUGACCUGCUGGUUGGGGACUCCUGUUAUGAAAGAAAUAGCAUAUGACUAUAUUUCUGAGACCAGGUUGAUAUCAGCACAGCAUUAUAUGCAGAACUAUGUAUCACGCACCCGUACCUAGAAGAGAUAUAUGAGAUAACUGUUUUGUGGAGGCGACCCGCCCUGGGACCCGAACCGCCCGCAGCCGGGGUCGCCACAGGCCGAUUCAAUGGUGCUUUUUGGAGCUUUUUGUAAUUUUUUUGUGUACAAAAAAAAAGAAGAAAAAAAAAACUGUUCCAAAAUGACUUGAAUGAAUGUAUUUUUGUUUAUGUAGAUGAAAAAAGAUGCGAUACAGAAAUGUGAACGACGGCGGCGUCUUCUGAGCUGGUAAAGACGGGAACGUGGGUGUGUUUGGUGGCCUUUCUGUGUCCAUUUCUUUUGGUUUUGUUUUAAUCUUUGAUUUUGUUUUUAUGUUCACUUUUUUUUUUCUUUUCUUUUUUUUACUGAGCCUUGUACAUCAUAUUAAACAUUUUCUACUAACAUUCAUAAAAAAAAAAAAUCCAUUGUGAGGAUAAAAGCUCCUGUAGGUGCAAUGAUGAAGCAAAGCCAUGCAUUUGUACAGCAUUGUUUUAAAUGGCGCCGGCUUCUGUUAGGUUGGCAGACAUGGUACUGCUUUCUGUCCCCCCCACCCCCCCCACUCUCCGUCAACCUUUUGAGUUUUAAUUGCACUUGCUGUAGUUGCUUUGCAAGCCAAAAGCACUUAAACCCUUUUUUCUUUUUUUUUUUUUUGAACACCCCUUAGUUUCUGGUAAUUCUGUUGGUGCAAAAAGGUCUGCCUCUGUGAAAUCGGAGAAAGUAAAUGAACACAAAUUGCAUGAAUUAGACAGUAGAGGUCAAGCUCCCCCCUGGGAACUAAAGGUCCCAGGCUAAAUUGUUUUUAGCCAAUUUUGCACAGUGCUGCACUUUUUGAUUAUGAGAGUAUGUAUUUAUCCGUAAAACGCUCAAAAAAAUUGUUUUUUUUUUCUUUUCUUUUUUUGCGAGGUAAAGGCAGCGUAGUACAAGUAUAUUAUUUUGAAAAAGCUUUACUUGUCAUAAGUUGCGCUUGUGUUUCUAAGUGGUCUUCAAGCCAAAAUCCUAUAUUUGUAAUGGGAUUGUGUUUUAUUCUUUAUUUUUUCCUCAUUGUCUCUAAAUGUGUGUCCAUAAAAAUGAGCUGAUGUCACGUUUGUUUCUAGUCAAAUCUUCUGAGGAAAAUGUUAACGGAGGUGGUGAAUUGUUUCGACCAAAUUGCGACUCGCCGCAGGAUGUGAUGUUAGGAUUGAAUCCGUCACGUCCUGUUUCUGAAGCGACGCCCUGAUUUUCCACCCCACCCCUUCAACAACUGUUUGUUUUAUCCUUCUGGCUCUGUCAACAUUUAGCAUGCUGUCCCUGGAGAGAAAGGAGCAUCCUUCCCCUCACGCACGCACGCACGCACACACACACGCACGCACACACACACUAUCUACGUUAUCUUUUAUACUCUAGUGCCACUUGGUGGAAGGAACCACCUGAGACUUCUGAGAAUGAGUCAAACUAAUUGUCAGGGUCCAUCAGAAGAAGAAAAAAAAACAAGAUAAAAGAUAAAGCGAAUGUUCACUUUUGACAUCUUUUUUUAAAUGUCUGCCUUUUAAUACAGCGUAAUCAUGAAUGGCUGCACUUCUUUCUUCCCUCUUAGUUGGAGUUUCAUGUUGAAAAGGGUAACAGGGCCCCAUCCUUUAGAAAGCCAGUAUUCUUGAGCACUUAUCUUUCAGUUUUUAUUGGGUUCUUUUCCCCCCAAAUGUUCGCAGUACAGCGACCUUUCUUCUCGACUACCUUUUUUCAGCACUUCAGAAUAUGCAUGACAUUGUCCUUGCUGGUCCUUUAGCACUUAAUUAUGUUGAAAACUAACUCCUUUGGUUGCAUUUAGUUUCUUCACACUGCACUGUCUACAAUCAGUUAGCUUUAAGUUUUGGCUGUAUUUUUUUUUUUUGAUUGAAAUAAAAGGCUCAGCUAUCUUAACUUUUGGCACUCUGAAAAAGUUGGUAUGUGCUGUACAAAGCUUUUUUUUAUUACUCCAUUGUUAAGGCUGUACAGGGUUGUGACAAUAACUGGUAAAUAGAUCAUUUGUACUUUUUUUUUUUUUUUGGUUUUGUAUUUGUUUUCUUUGUUUGGCAUUAUUUUAUGUUCAACUUGCCAGAUCUAAAUGUAACAGGAUUUGAAAGUAAAGCUUACAUCAGAUAUCA